AUGCCUGCAACGAAGCAGGCUGAAUGCGAGGCACCCAAGAAGGCGGAAAAGAAACCCAGCAAGACUGCAGAGGCUGAUCAGAAACGUAAACUUGAGGGUCUGACUGAGGAUUCACCCAUGCGUCUGCGCAUGGAAGCCUUCAACAAGAAACUUCAGGCUGAGAUCACCUCCAGGAUCGAACAACUUGACGGUGAAGGAAAAUUCAAAGUCGAUCAGUGGAAUAGGGUCGAAGGUGGAGAUGGCAUCUCCAUGGUUCUCCAGGACGGCAAGGUUUUCGAGAAGGCCGGCGUCGGUGUAUCCGUCGUGUACGGUAUGCUUCCACCCGCGGCUGUGGCUCAGAUGCGCGCCCAGCACCCCAACAUUGCCACCACAAAGGAGGCCAUGCCCUUCUUUGCCACCGGUAUCUCCUGUGUGAUGCACCCACAUAACCCGAAUGCGCCCACGGUCCAUUUUAACUACCGGUACUUUGAGCUAGGAAGCGUCGACGGCGGCGAGCCUGUUUCUUGGUGGUUCGGCGGCGGAUGUGAUUUGACACCGGCGAUUCUUUAUGAGGAGGACGCGGUGCACUUCCAUCGGGUCAUCAAGGAGGCCUGCGAUAAGCAUGAUCCGCGGUAUUAUAAAGACUUCAAGAAAUGGUGCGAUGAGUAUUUCUAUAUCCCACAUCGGGGCGAGCGUCGAGGUGUCGGUGGAAUCUUUUUCGACGAUCUGGACGACAAGAAACCAGACGAGCUCUUUGCGUUCGUCCAGACCUGCGGCAAGGCUUUCUUGGAUCAGUAUGUUCCCAUCAUGGAGAGGAGGAGGGAUAUGCCCUUCACGGAAGAGGAUAAGCUGUGGCAACAGCUUCGUCGUGGACGCUAUGUCGAAUUCAAUUUGGUCUAUGACCGAGGCACCAAGUUUGGACUUCUCACCCCCGGAGCGCGUAUCGAGAGUAUUCUGAUGACAAUGCCACUGACAGCGAGGUGGGAGUACAUGCACGAGCCAAGCCUCAAGGCCCACGGCCGGCUCAUGGAGGUCCUUCGCACGCCCAAGGAUUGGAUUCCUUUGUAA
This is a messenger RNA of Gamsiella multidivaricata, 1047 nucleotides long. RefSeq names its product coproporphyrinogen III oxidase-like protein. The transcript is spliced from 3 exons. The record is from RefSeq and is a predicted model, not a curated record. The coding region runs from base 1 to 1047 and encodes 348 amino acids. NCBI's taxonomy places the organism in Eukaryota, Fungi, Mortierellomycota, Mortierellomycetes, Mortierellales, Mortierellaceae. Gene Ontology annotation, molecular function: coproporphyrinogen oxidase activity. Gene Ontology annotation, cellular component: mitochondrial intermembrane space; cytoplasm.